UUAUUCAAUGCAUUGGAUUUCAGACGGAAAGCUGUGAGCGAGUGGUUCAUUCUGUUGCGCUCCGGAAAUGAAUGUUUCUUUCGUUAUUAUUUUCAAUUAUUAGCCUCGAAUGCAAUGGAGAGCUUCUUUGUUUACCUUUGCAUCAUUCUUCUGUGCUGCAUAUUAAGUGAAAGUCAUGUUUGUGUGCACAAACCUCCGCAGAAUAAACAGGUAAAAUAUGGAGUUCCGCUAUCUUCAUCGAGUCACCGCAAUGAAAGGAGUACAGCUCACAAGCUCAGUGUUCAUGUGGAAUAUGAUGUUUCAAUUAAUGCUCUUUCUAUCAGAGAAUCAUCACUAAUUAAGGGACUCAUGCCCGAAGCCCUUGAUUUUGUGUCCGAACUGCUAAGUGUAAAACAAAGUCUUUCAACAGUUCUACUUAACAGACAAUGUGCUGGAGAACACUAUGCAAAGAAGCCUGAUGGUCAUGAAUACUGUAUAGGAGGAUGUGAUGAUAACACAAUGUGUGGUCCUGUAACAAUACCUCAACAUCAUUUACAGAUCUGUUAUGCAUGCAAUGCAGACCAGACAGUAUGUGGUCCAGUUAGUAACAGCAGCUCGGCAGGCGCAGGAAUCAGUAAUACAGACUUCAUACUGUAUGUGAGUGCAGUGGCCACACAUGACUGUGGAGGAGCAGAUAUGAGUGCUCAUGCUUCCUACUGUCAGCUAGAGGCUCAAUUGGACAGACCUAUUGCAGGUUAUAUCAAUCUUUGUCCUCAUCACUUGGCUACAGAGCUGUCUAAACACUACACUCUACUUACUACUAUUCAGCAUGAAAUUAUCCACGCCUUGGGUUUCUCUGCUGCCCUCUAUGCGUUUUAUAGAGAUGGGAAUGGUCAACCUUUGACACCUCGUCUAUCAUCAGGCCUCCCAGAAUUCAAUGCAACGCUUGGUCUGUAUCAGUGGAGUGAGAAUGUGAUCCGGUCGGUGACUAGAACAGAUUGGGACGUCAGCCAAGGACAGAUAGAUUACACUGUCAAGAUGCUUGUCACCAGGAAAGUUGUGGAGGAAGCUCGAGCUCACUUUCAGUGUCCCUCAUUAGAGGGUAUGGAGGUUGAGAAUCAUGGAGGUACAGGAACCGAGAUCACACACUUUGAGAAGAGAUUACUAGCAAAUGAAGCUAUGACUGGAACACACACCCACGAGAGGAUCUUCUCCCGUCUAACCUUAGCCGUGAUGGAGGAUACAGGUUGGUAUGUACCCAACUAUGACAGGGCAGAUCCACUGCACUGGGGACAGAACCAAGGAUGUCAGUUUGCCAAGAAGAGCUGCAAAUACUGGAUGGAUACAAGAGAAAACAGUGGUGAAUCUAUCAAGCCCUACUGUAAAAUGAUAACCCAAGAACCAUUCAACCUAACAUGUGAUGUAGGCAGAGCUGCUGUAGCCCUGUGCAAUCUUCAUCAAUAUUCUAGUGAUUUACCAAUAGAAUACCAAUACUUUACUUCUCUACCUGGUGUUAAUGCGUCUAGCCUGAGUAGAUAUGGAGGAUCAUCAGUCUUUGCAGAUUUCUGUCCGUUUCAUCAGCAAUUUACCUAUCAGAUGGGAGAUGGAUCUUCAAACAAAGGCACGGUCUGUAGAGACCCUUUAAACCAUCCAGGUAUGACAGCCAAUCUUGCAGCUGAGGGUUAUGGUGAAGGAGCAUUGUGCAUAGACUCAGUGUCAGCAUGGAAGCAACAACAAUGUCAGAUGACACAGACACAAAAAUCAACUGGUGCUGGGUGCUAUCAGGUAGUCUGUGAUAGUAGAGGAUUGACCAUCAUCGUGGAGGGUAUGAACUUCAUCUGUACCUCUCCAGGACAGAUCUUGAAUGUUGGGGUAGCAUCCAAUCUCUAUCUACACACGGGGCAGCUGAUAUGUCCUGCAUGUGAAGAAGUAUGUGGGACUGACUGCCCAUCUUCACCAGUCAUUAAUGAACCAACACAAGGUAUACCAGGAGAUGUUGGAGAAUGCCCCAGAUUACAACCAGAUGUUGUAGGACAUUGUGCAUUAUACUGCACGUCUGAUACAGACUGUGAGAGAGGGGAGAAAUGUUGCUCUAACGGGUGUGGGCGUGUCUGUCGAAAGGUCAUCUUAAACUAUCAAACAGCUCCAGAGAUACCAUGCAGUGGCGGCAGCAAACCAGUAGUGGCUCCCCUGAUAGUCUUGUACCUCAUACCCUUGCUCAUCACACAGAUGAUGGAUCUAGUCUACUUAUAACAGCCUCACCUUAGAGUCCGAAGCAUUCCUGUUGUUAAACAACCUUUUGACACACAUAUCCUCUGUUUGGAACCAGAAAGGCUUUAAUGCUUUGUUGAAAUACAGUGGUGUUACUUUGUUUGUUCAAAACAACUCAAAUCUUGAAUUGUCAAAUGAUUUUGUAUUUUUUGUUAAAACUUUGAGUGAAGGUUUGUCACCAUGAUCUUUCUUAUAAUGUACAUUUAAGCCUUGUUCAGACACGACCCAAUAAACUACUUAGAUAAUGAUAUGCCACUGCAAAAUAAAACAAUUUGAUGUAAAUGAAGGGGAAAAAAGGGAAGACAAAGAAGUAGUUGCAGACCACAUAGGCUCAUAUUAAGCAUGCUCACUUUGUCUCUGUGUUAUAAGAUACAGAUAAAGUGAGGUGAACUUUACCGAUGCCAUUUAUUUUUGCCAUGGUGGGUUUCUAGGGCAGUUUAAUAGCAGCGUGUAUGAACGAGAUUUAUGACGAUUUAAA
Messenger RNA from Strongylocentrotus purpuratus (purple sea urchin), 2728 nucleotides. RefSeq names its product leishmanolysin-like peptidase (gene lmln). The coding region runs from base 115 to 2232 and encodes 705 amino acids. The transcript is spliced from 17 exons. Lineage: Eukaryota; Metazoa; Echinodermata; Echinoidea; Camarodonta; Strongylocentrotidae. Gene Ontology annotation, molecular function: metalloendopeptidase activity; peptidase inhibitor activity. Gene Ontology annotation, cellular component: cytoplasm; extracellular region; membrane. The record is from RefSeq and is a predicted model, not a curated record. Gene Ontology annotation, biological process: cell adhesion; proteolysis.